Protopterus annectens (West African lungfish) is the source of this 1901-nucleotide messenger RNA. RefSeq names its product CD276 antigen homolog. NCBI's taxonomy places the organism in Eukaryota, Metazoa, Chordata, Ceratodontiformes, Protopteridae. The transcript is spliced from 5 exons. The coding region runs from base 28 to 831 and encodes 267 amino acids. The record is from RefSeq and is a predicted model, not a curated record.
GAGUUGCUGUUGUGUCGGUGCUUUUUUAUGCUUUUGUGUCUUAUGUUUUCUUUGGAUACUGCUGUUAAGCAAUUUGCCAGUCUUACCAUAACACCAUCUCAUGUAAUGGCUGGAGACGAUAUUGUGAUGACCUGUGCACUUUGUAACAGGAGUUCUGAUUCAAGGAUUACAAAGGUUAUUUGGGUAUUAUCUGUUAACGGGGAACCUGGCUAUGUUGAGUAUUUCCCUGAUAUCAACAAGGAGGAUCAGAACAUCCAGCAUAUUCAAACAAAAGUGGAAUAUAAGUCAGACAAGGCCUCCCUAACUGUCCAGAAUGCCAGUACUUUAUUGAAUGGAAUCUGUCGCUGUAUUAUCUUCUUCAAAGAUUCAAAUGAAGAAUUACCUUCACUCCUUAGUCAAUUGACCAUAUCAGCCCCUUACAUUCCUCCUGAAAUAACUUCCCACAGUAUUACAGGGAAGGAAUCACUGCAGUGCAUUUCCUCUGGUGGUUACCCAGAGGGUCAAGUGAUGUGGCAUUACAGGAACGGCAGCAUAUUGACCAAGUCUGUAUCAACACAGCACAUCAGUAAUGGAAUGGGAAGUUUUGAUAUCAACAGCACCAUCUCACUGGGGUUACAAAAGGAUGCAGAGAUCUGUUGUUCAGUGAUUCACACGGUUCUGCAAAAGAACUGGACAACCUGUACCGAUACAGCAGCCCAGGAAAGAAGAAGAUGGCACAUGAUUGCAGUUCCAUUCGCUGUAGUAGCCUUUGCACUUAUCAUUGCUCUACUGCUCUACUGUACAAGUGUAAAAGAGGCAGACAGAAUGAAGCUUUGGAAAUGCAAGCAGUGAGAAAAUGACCUUGGUAACUGAACAAAUACAAGGUAGUAAUGGUGUGCCUGAGUAGUCCACUAAUGCUGCAAAUGGCUUUGCUGAACCCAACCAAACAAGUGUAAGUUUAUGUACUGGAAGAGUCAUAUUGUGAAAAUCUGCAGUAAGUGGCAGCUAGGAACAUCACCACUGUGAAAUUAAUGAAGAUGUUUCUUAAGAGGCAGACACAUAUGAACAGUAACAGAGGAAUCUUGCUGCAUUCAUUCACCAAUUAUGGACUGACCAUAACAGCUGCUGGACCUGUGAUGUGAAUUGCUAACAUCAAAACAGAAACCUUUUCACCAGUACUGUGCUAGUUGUGAUGUGCAUAAAAUAAUUUAUGGACAUAAUUAUGACAUUACUAAUAAAAAUUAGUAAAAUGCAUGAUAAACAUUCUCUGUCUUGCACAGGUUUUUAAAAAAAAUCCUUUUUAAUUUUGGUGAUAGACCCCAGGAGUGAGUAUAAGGAAUUUUUAUGGCAAUGCAGAUUAAAUGCAAGUAAUGGACAAGAAUUAAAUGACUAUCUGUCUUUAGUCCCUUUGUUAAAAAUGAGGACAGCUAAGCUGUAAUAUACUUGUGGCUUUCAUCUUUUUUGAAAAUAUUAAGUGUUAUUUGUGGAUCUAUUUUAAAUGAUGCAGUGAGCAGUACAUUGAACUGCAUAUCACUGAGACAAAAGUAUUGAACACUAAACAUCAAAUAUUAACUCUGUCGCAUCCCAGUUCAUCGAAUUGCCAUAGUUGGCCAACACCUCAGACAUCAUCGUAUCUCAGUGAACAGCAAAAUUAAAUGUUGCACUAAAAAUCUCCAUCACAUAAGUACAUGUAAAAUAAAAUUGCUACACUAACCUCAACAUUGCAUUCACAUCAACUGUGACACUAAAUAAUGUACACUCAAACUGUACAAUUAAUACACAAAAACAACUCACAUGACACUAAUUAUUUUGAUACACUACAAAUCCUGCAACACUUAGUUAGAAAUAGGUUUAUAGGGUCAUAGGUAGAUACUAGGCUAUCUGCCCAAAGGCAUUUAUAAGCCUAGUCAGAAUGUGUUGGC